UGCCACCCCAAACCCCUCUCUUUCUCUCCAUCUCCUUCUCUCCUCCUGAGGAGAAGAAGCAAAGGAGCAGCAGCGCCGUACCGUACACCUCGCGAUCAUGGAAGCCGCUGCUCCCGCACCUCCUCCCCCACCGAUUCCUCCGGCACUUGCCUACGCCGACUCGCUUGACUCGUCCCCUCGCUCGCGCAACACCGAUUCCUGGGACGAUCCCUCCCUCCCUUCCUUAUCCUCCACCCCUUCUGCUAAACUGCGCCUGAUGUGCAGCUACGGCGGUCACAUCGUCCCCCGCCCUCACGACAAGUCCCUCUGCUAUCUCGGUGGCGAUACCCGCAUCGUCGUCGUCGAUCGGACCACCCUCUCCCUCUCAUCUCUGUCGUCCAAGCUCUCCUCCACCCUCCUCGACGGCCGUCCGUUCUCCCUCAAGUACCAGCUCCCCAACGAGGACCUUGAUUCCCUCAUCUCCGUCACCACCGACGAGGACCUCGACAACAUGAUCGAUGAGUACGAUCGCACCACCGCCGCCUCGGCCCACAAGCCGUCCCGUCUCCGCCUCUUCCUCUUCCCCAGCAAGCCUGACUCGGCAUCCUCGAUCGGAUCGCUUCUCGACGAUUCCAAAUCGGAGACUUGGUUCGUCGAUGCGCUGAAUGGGGCUGGGGUUAUCCCACGGGGACUCUCCGCCGCAUCGGCUGAUUCCGCAGACGUGAAUUGCUUGCUUGGAUUGGAUGAUUCCGGCGGCAAUGGUGGCGGCGGCGGCGGUGGGGCUGCCUCCGAUGCCAAGACCCAUCCCCCCGAUUCGCCGAUGCUGGAGACGGCAUCGUCGUCUUUCGGGUCGACGUCUUCUGCUCAUUUCCUGUCGAAUUUGCCGCCAAUUCGCGUGCAUGUCGAUGAAUCUGGGGUCCGGAUGCAGGAGCCCAGGACAGGUCUUGAGGAGCAGUUCAAUCAGAUGAAUGUGAGCGCAGCAGCGGCUGUAUCUGGUGCGGCGACUGGAGCGCCGUUGAUGAAUAUAUCGCCAUCGAAUGAAAACCUCAAUCGGGUCUUUUCAGAUGAUGAGAGAGUGGAGCAGGGGGUGCCCGUAACAAAUCGAAAGCCACCACAGCCACCGCAGCAACAGCAGCAGCAGCAACAGCAACAGCAACAUCAGCUACAACAGCAGAAACAGACUACCUCCGAUAUGCUGCCAGAUACAGUUACAAGGGAUAAUAGUAAUAUUCCUGGUGUGAUUUCUCGCCCAAAACCUGUGUUUUAUCAAGAUCCGGUUGCGGCCCGAGACAGGGCUGCUGUUACUGCAACCAUCAGCUCAGUUCCAGAUCCGAAACGGGAAGUGUCCAAUCCAAAUUACCGGGUUCCGAUUCAAGUUCAAGACCCAAGUUAUGUAUUGCCGCCUAUGCAGCCAGAGCAGCAGCAAUUCGUUCAUGCAACCCCGCAUUAUAUUCAUCAUCACGCAACGGGGCCAGUGCCCAUCUCUCCUUACUACCAGAUGCAUCCGAUGCAUCAGCCACAGCCUCUCCAGCAGCAGCAACAAGCGCAGCAACAGCAACAACAUCGGAUGGAUCAGCAGUAUCCGAUGUACUUCAUGCCUGUCGGGCAAAACCAACCUUACAAUUUAGCCCUGCAGUCAAAUUUGGCUGAUGGAUCUUCCAUCGCUUCUAGUAAGCCGGCCCCACUUGCAAAUCCCGGCAUCAUCCCUCCAUCGUACAAAGAGUCCGCGCCCAUCUACCCGGCACGAUCUGCUCAGCCCCCAAAACCUGAAUUGACUGCGAAUUUAUACCGAACAGCUGCAGCAGCUGCUCCUCAACCGCUCCCGACUGCAGCAGCACCGCUUGUACACAUGUCUGAUCAGCAGCAGCAAUACAUGGGAUACCACCAGAUGCACCAUCCAUCGCAGUCCGCUGCUAAUUUCCCGUAUGAAUAUGCUGACCAGUUGCAUGCCCAAAUAUACUAUACUCAGGCACCGCCCGCCACACUGGCGCCCCAAUAUCAGACUGUUAGCUCAGGGGCGAUGAUCUCAGAGGCUGCAGUGCUGUCACCACCUGCAGCGACUGCAGAAGCUAAGCAGAACAGAACCUCGCAACCACUGUAAGUUGUUUGGCUUGGGCUCGUUCUAAACUGCAAACAAUUUUGACGAGGUGUCCGGUGAAUGAAAAUCUUACUUGAUAUACUACUGCUUUGCAUUUUCUUCUGUGUUUGGUUAUUGUUAUUGGUUUUUCAGACUUUAUGAUAGGAAUAAGGAACUGGGUCUUCUUCUUCUUCUCUCCUAUGUAUGUCAUUGUCAUUGUUGUAAUGUGAAGGAUGGUCAUAGGUUAUAGUACUGUUUUUGUUGGAAAAUGCUGUGUGUUUGGUCUAUUGAAUAAAUAUACAGAAAGAUUUGAAUUA
This is a messenger RNA of Magnolia sinica, 2373 nucleotides long. Its product is annotated as protein PAL OF QUIRKY-like. The record is from RefSeq and is a predicted model, not a curated record. The coding region runs from base 98 to 2080 and encodes 660 amino acids. Gene Ontology annotation, molecular function: protein binding. NCBI's taxonomy places the organism in Eukaryota, Viridiplantae, Streptophyta, Magnoliopsida, Magnoliales, Magnoliaceae. The transcript is spliced from 2 exons.